AGAACAAAGAACACAGAACCGAACCACGGAUAGAACGCAAUCGCAAUUAGUGCUGCUGCUGCUGCUACUGAUACUUUGUUGCCCAGUUCGGUGGCGACUCCCUGGCUAGCGCAACCGAAACAGAAACCGCAGCCGAACGCCAGUGCGCAUUCCCUCUUCCGGUAUUCGGGUAAUCCGGUAUCGAUCAAACAAGGGGCACCCCGUACACAUGUGAGUGGCGUGGCAACGUCAACGUGUGCCGCCGUCAGACCCACAGCGGAACCGCCACUCAGUCAGAACCGUCAGGCAGUCGGCAGUCGAGCGAGAGGAGGGAGCGGAGGAGCGUCUGCUACACGGGGAUUAGCACCAUCUCAGAUAGAAAUCUACGCGCACGCGACUUGCCGCGACAUUCGAGUGGCAUCGAAGAAAAGUGAAAGCCAAAGGAAAGCCAAGGAACCCCAUCUUCAGGUCACUCGAGGUGGAAGGGCGAACUGGAGACAGGAGCAGAAGCAGCAGCAACAGCAGGACCGCAGCAAGUGCAUGGGUUGAGGAGAGAGAGGCGCAGGAAUGGGCGAUUCAGACAGCGAGGACAGCGAUGGAGAGGGCGGCCUGGGCAAUGUGUCUCGCGUGAUUAUCCGUCCACCGGGGCAGAGCGGCAAGGCGAAGCGGGGCCAUCUGUGCUUCGAUGCGGCCUUCGAGACGGGGAAUCUGGGCAAGGCCGAGCUGGUGGGGGAGUUCGAGUACGAUCUGUUCCUGCGGCCGGACACGUGCAAUCCGCGCUUCCGCUUCUGGUUCAACUUCACGGUGGACAACGUCAAGCAGGACCAGCGGGUCCUCUUCAACAUCGUGAACCUCAGCAAGAGCCGCAAUCUGUUCGCCUCCGGCCUCACGCCACUCGUCAAGAGCUCCAGUCGGCCCAAGUGGCAGCGGAUGUCCAAGCGGCAGGUGUUCUUCUACCGCUCAGCCAUGCACCAGGGCCACUACGUCCUCAGCUUUGCCUUCAUCUUCGAGAAGGAGGAGGACGUCUACCAGUUCGCUCUGGCCUGGCCCUACAGCUACUCCCGCCUCCAGUCCUAUUUGAAUGUGAUCGAUGCACGGCAGGGCACAGACAAGCGCUUCACGCGAUGCGUCCUCAUCAAGUCUCUGCAAAACAGAAAUGUGGAUCUGCUGACCAUCGAUCAGGUGACGCAUAAGCAGCGCUCCACCAAUCGCUUGGAUCGCAGCUUCAUUCGUGUCAUCGUGAUCGUCUGUCGGACGCACUCCAGCGAGGCCCCCGCCUCCCACGUCUGCCAGGGCCUCAUCGAGUUCCUCGUGGGCAACCAUCCGAUAGCGGCGGUCCUGCGCGAGAACUUUGUGUUCAAGAUCGUGCCGAUGGCCAAUCCGGAUGGCGUGUUCCUGGGCAACAACCGCUGCAAUCUGAUGGGCCAGGACAUGAACCGCAACUGGCAUCUGGCCUCGGAGUUCACGCAGCCAGAGCUGCACGCCAUCAGGGGGAUGCUGAAGGAGCUGGAUAAUUCGGAUACAUAUCAGAUUGAUUUCGUGAUCGAUCUGCAUGCCAACAGCAGCAUGCACGGCUGCUUCGUGUACGGGAACACGUACGAGGAUGUCUACCGCUACGAGCGGCACCUGGUCUUCCCGCGACUCUUCGCCAGCAAUGCCCCCGACUAUGUGGCCGAGCACACGAUGUUCAAUGCCGACGACCGGAAGGCGGGCAGCCUCAGGAGAUUCAGCUGCGAGCGCCUCAGCGACACUGUAAACGCCUACACCCUGGAGGUGUCCAUGGCGGGUCAUUUUCUGCGCGACGGCAAGACGGUGGCUCUCUACAACGAGGAUGGAUACUACCGCGUGGGUAGGAAUCUCGCCCGCACCCUGCUCCAGUACUACCGCUUUAUCAACAUCCUGCCCGUGCCCCUCGUGCCGGAGGUGCGGGGCAAACGAAGGGGCCGCCAGCGCAACCAGCACUCCCGCUCACGUUCCAAGACGCGCUACGAGGUCAAGCCCCGACCCAAGACCCCGCGCUGUCACGCCCCCAUCUCGUACAACAACCUGAGCAUCUGCUACGAUUCCGGAGGAGGUGGAGGAGGAUCCUCCGACGAAGGAGGCUUCUCCCCCGUCCGACCACUGGCGCCCGGAAGCAGCAGCUUCAGCGGCUGCCGCAACUACCGGAGGGCGGCUACUGCCACUUGCCCUGCGGCCCACGAUCAGUAUUCCUCUUUUUCCUUGGGUGCACUCAAAACAGGAAGUGAUCAUGGAGGAGCCGUUGGCCAGGGCAAGAGAUCGGCGAGGGUGACAAUCGAGGUGCCGCUGCCUGUCAACUUACCCCCCAAGCCCUACCUCUCCAUCAUCGACCUCAAUCAGCUGACGAGGGGCAGCCUGAAGCUCAAAUCGAACAGUUUCGAUGCAGCCGACAGGCGAUAGAAAGAGAGUGAGUGAGUGUGAGAGAGAGAGAGAGAGAGAGAGUAAGUGGAUAACCGUAAUUUUUCCUUUUGUACGCUUUCCGCUUCGUUUUUUCUAAAUAAACAGUUAAUGUCUCCGAAAAUUGAGCAACAAGUCAGGUGGGUCGGCGAAUGAGUGGGAAUGCCAUUUGCUGGGCUUAUCCGCUUAUCUCUGUGCUGUUGCGCACCAUUUGGCCCCCUGCCAGGAGGCGAUUCGUCGGGAGGGGAAUGGCUCGACUCAUUGCAUUGCGAGAUAGCACUCAUCACUCGUAUCAAGUCGAAUCAUGUCUAGGUGGGUGUCUAUUGCAUAUUAAAAGCGCCGUUAGAUGUGACUACGAACAAAUAAACAAAGAGCAGCCACUAUGCAAACACACGAACACACACACACACAGUGUGAGAAAUGAGUGGCAAGUGAGUCGAGUGUGUGCGACGCGACCUUCUACUCAACAACAGCACGUGAGUGCAGAGUGCGAGUGUAAUAUCAAUUAGCUGGAUGUCUGUCCCACUUUUAUCUUAUCUUAUACACACACAUAAAUAUAGCAAAUUAUAGCAAUGCAGUCAGCGGCAGGCAUCAGCUGUACCACCCAUUACCUGGGAAAGGAUCGGGGGCAGGCGACAGAAAUCUCACUCAGCCACACUCGACUCGGAAAACACGCGCGAAAACCGCUGAUAAGAGUGUGGCGAGCGUGCCAGCAGCAAGGCGGAAUGUGAGUGGAUCAGCAGGCAGGCAGCAACCGAAAGACCGAACCGAGUGUAAGGGCUUCCGACCUGAUUAACGCUUUCAAUUAACAUGAAAUCAAUAAAAAAAAGACAGACCGGACUCUUCUUUCUCGGUUCCUCUUUUGUAUAAAUAAAA
Molecule: messenger RNA, 3270 nt
Organism: Drosophila miranda
Lineage: Eukaryota; Metazoa; Arthropoda; Insecta; Diptera; Drosophilidae
Product: cytosolic carboxypeptidase 6
Exons: 6
Coding region: 547-2397 (616 amino acids)
Biological process (GO): proteolysis
Molecular function (GO): metallocarboxypeptidase activity; zinc ion binding
Source: RefSeq, a predicted model, not a curated record